AUGUCAGUCUAUAGCUUGCUGUGUUCACUAGCUGCACCCGAGCCCGUCGAGGACAAACGGGUCCUUCUCGAAUUCAUCUCCAGCACUCGCCUCUCGAGGAAUCUCAAAUGGGAUUUAAAUUCUUCAGCUUGUUCUAACUGGACUGGAGUCACUUGCAAUCAUGAGCAAUCGAGGAUUAUCGCCGUUCGGUUGCCCGCCAUCGGAUUCAAAGGCGAGCUCCGACCCAACACCCUUAGCCGAUUAUCGGCCCUCGAGAUCUUGUGCCUGAGAUCCAAUGGCAUUAGCGGCCCUUUCCCUCGUGACCUCCUUAAACUUCCCCACUUAACCGAUCUUCAUCUGCAGUACAACAAUUUCCAUGGCCCAUUGCCUUCGAAUUUCACCGUGUGGAAAAAUCUCUCGGUUUUGGACUUAUCGAAUAAUGCUUUCAAUGGAAACAUCCCAUCUUCAAUCUCCAAUUUGACCCAUUUAAUGUCUUUAAAUUUCGCAAACAACUCGUUGUCCGGUUAUAUACCCGAUCUCUGCAUGCCAAGCCUCCAAGUUUUGAACCUAAGCAACAACAAUCUAACUGGGCUCGUCCCUCAAUCACUCUCGAAAUUUCCCCGAUCAGCCUUCUCGGGAAAUAAUAAUAUUUCAUUUCCGAUUCUACCCCUUCUGAACCCUUCCUCCACGGCUAACCACAAAAAGCACUCGUCCAAAUUCAAAGAACCGCUCAUUCUCGGAAUAGCCAUCGGCGGGUUUUUGAUUGUGUUUAUUUCGGUUGCGCUGUUAUUGUUCGUCGUGAAUAGAAAGAACAACAAAAGAGACGAUACGAUGUCGAACACUUCGCAAAAGAAGGAGAAUUCAGUGAGGAGCAUGGCCUCCGAGUAUCAAGGGGUAAACGGGAAGAUCACGUUUUUCGAGGGGUGUAAUCUGGCGUUUGACCUCGAGGACUUGCUGAGGGCUUCGGCUGAAGUACUCGGGAAGGGUAGUUUCGGAACUACGUAUAAGGCGGCCCUUGAGGAUGCUACUACAGUUGUCGUGAAGAGGUUGAAGGAAGUUGUUGUGGGGAAAAGGGAGUUUGAGCAUCAUAUGGAGAUUAUCGGGAGUGUGAGGCAUGAGAAUGUGGUCCCACUCAGAGCUUAUUACUAUUCCAAGGACGAAAAGCUCGUCGUGUAUGAUUAUUAUCAUUGGGGGAGCGUAUCGGCAUUGCUUCACGGCAAACGAGGCGAAAACGGGUCCCCACUGGACUGGGAAGCCCGUCUCAAGAUUGCAACCGGGGCCGCUCGGGGCCUGGCCCACAUCCACUCCCGUUGCCACGGAAAGCUCGAGAUCCGGUGCUUUAAUCGGGCUCCAGCCCAGGCCCGAACUCCGAAUGCUGCUUGA
This is a messenger RNA of Striga hermonthica, 1362 nucleotides long. The record is from the annotation of a GenBank genome assembly. NCBI's taxonomy places the organism in Eukaryota, Viridiplantae, Streptophyta, Magnoliopsida, Lamiales, Orobanchaceae.